Molecule: messenger RNA, 585 nt
Organism: Coffea eugenioides
Lineage: Eukaryota; Viridiplantae; Streptophyta; Magnoliopsida; Gentianales; Rubiaceae
Exons: 1
Coding region: 1-585 (194 amino acids)
Source: RefSeq, a predicted model, not a curated record
AUGGAGACUCGUGGUGGGGGUAGAGGACGAGGACAAGGAAUCGAUGGGGUAACCAAUGAAAAUGCGAAUACACAAGCCGAAACCCAAGUAGCUACAGCCAUACAGCGAAUGGCUGAUUUAUUAGAACGAAUGGUUAACCAACAGGGUCAAGGCCAAGUACAAUAUCUUGGAAAUCAUGAGGGAGAGGACCGUGCCUUAGAACGGUUCCAGAAGUUUCUACCACUAAAAUUUUUAGAUGGACCUAGCCUAGAUAUAGCGGAGAGUUGGUUGGAGCGAAUGUUAGACAUUUUUGCUGCGUUAGGAUACCCGGAGGAACGGCUGAUAGCUUUCGCCGUUUUUCAAUUUGAGGGAGCGGCUCGUGCCUGGUGGAAUGUAAUUCGAGACAAGUGGAAUAGAGAGCAAACCCCAUGGACAUGGGUUAACUUCACUCGUGAGUUUAAUGAGAAGUACCUACCGCCACUUGUUCAAGAAAGGCUAGAGGAUGAGUUCAUACGCCAACGUCAAGGGUCCAUGAGUGUGGCGGAGUACGAGAUGCAAUUUACCAAACUCUCUCGUUUUACUCUUGAGUUAGUGCUGACAGUGUGA